AUGGAGGCGAUGGCGUCUCAAGAUUUGUGGAUAUGGCACGCAUUAUUUGGUCCUCCAGGUUCGCUAAACGACAUCAACGUUAUGCAACAGUCUCCCUUGUUCCUCCCUGAGCGUAUGGGCAUUGCGCCUAACUGCCCAUUCACUGUAAAUGGGCAUACGUACAAACGUGGCUACUAUCUAGUCGAUGGCAUAUAUCUUGUGUGGUCUACGUUUGUUAAGGCGUACAAAUAUCCUACUGAUCCGAAAGAAAAAAUGUUCAAAAAAGCACAAGAGUCGGCUCGCAAGGAUGUUGAACGGGUUUUCGGUGUUCUUAAGCAAAAAUGGGGUAUCCUUGCUCGACCAUUUCGUCAACGUUCGAUCAAAACAAUUAGGAAUUUGGUGUAUGCGUGUGUGAUAAUGCACAACAUGAUUAUCAAAGAUAACGGUCGUGCGGUUAGUCUGGUUCAUAUAGGAGAUCCCGUAGUCCAGCCGAGUAGUCACUGGGACGGCUUACCGGAGAUAAAAGACGAGGAGACACACUUCCAUCUCCGAAAUGAUCUGACAUAG
Erigeron canadensis is the source of this 546-nucleotide messenger RNA. RefSeq lists its product as uncharacterized. The coding region runs from base 1 to 546 and encodes 181 amino acids. The record is from RefSeq and is a predicted model, not a curated record. The transcript has a single exon. Lineage: Eukaryota; Viridiplantae; Streptophyta; Magnoliopsida; Asterales; Asteraceae.